Molecule: messenger RNA, 2098 nt
Organism: Nicotiana attenuata
Lineage: Eukaryota; Viridiplantae; Streptophyta; Magnoliopsida; Solanales; Solanaceae
Exons: 13
Coding region: 782-1828 (348 amino acids)
Biological process (GO): cellular response to calcium ion; de-etiolation; regulation of stomatal closure
Source: RefSeq, a predicted model, not a curated record
CCCAGAGGCAGAAGGAGAAUGAGAGGCAGGCAAGAAGAUGAAGCUAAUGGCUUGAGACAAAAACCACACGAUUCUCCCUAUCGCAUCUCCUUCUUUCAAUUCAUUCAAUUCAUUCCCUCUGGGAUAAUAAUACUCUUUUCUUGUGCAAAUAUUAAAAAUCAUAUUCCCAAGUAAAAAAAACCCAUUAUUGAAGAUGAGAGGUUGCUGAAUAGACAGUUUUGAUAGAUGAUGGCAACUCUACCUGUGUGUUCAGCUACUGCUUCCUUUUCUUCCCAUACGCAGAUUCCUCCUACCUAUGAGGGGUUGAGAUCCUUUUCCUCCUGUUGGAAGACAUACCAGAUGAAAUGCAAUGUCACUGACCGGGUGUCUAAUUCAUUCCAUCUGAGAUUUGUUGAUACUUCUGCUCUACCUAAGUCCGUAACUAGAGGAGAAUUGGCUUCAUUUAACUUGGAUACAAGUUCCUUAUCUGAUGUGAAAUCAUAUGCUAUGGAUGUUUUUAAGAAUGGACAAAGUUAUUUGAACAAUUCACUUGAUGGAACUAGCUCAUCUGUUACAUCAGCUCUUAGACAAGCAGUUGAUCAAGUGAUUAGUAAAUUGCCAUCAAAAACAGGGGAGUCGGCGGUGACAACCUUGAAAGAAGCCUCUGGUAGAGUUGGUGUUCUUGCUGUUGAUGCAUUGAGACAUAUAAUUCUCAUUGUUGAGGAUUCGGUAUCACGAUUUGUUGUCUAUGCUUAUGGGUCCGUAAUGGAGAUGCUUCCUCCAGAGAUCCAGGAUGUGCUAAAUGUUUCGCUUCUCACUCCAUUGCGACAGGGUUAUGUUGCUCUGGAGGGUUUGGAGAGGAACCUUGGCAUGGAUCCAAGUGACCCAAUUAUUCCGUUUGUUCUUUUCCUUGGGGCAUCAACCUCUUUUUGAUUUCUGCAGGGCUUUUUAUUGGGUAUUGACCUAUGGUGGAUAUGCUGGAAAUUUAUCUCCUAAGUCAAGUUUUGAGCUUCUGAAAGGAGACAGGAAUGCUCUACUCAUUGAUAUACGACCUGAGGAUCUCAGAGAGAAUGAAGGCAUUCCUGAUCUUCGACGUGCUGCUCGGUCUCGUUAUGCCAAUGUAACACUACCUGAGGUUGAUGGAUCAUUAAGGAAGUUACUCAAGAGUGGAAGAGAACUUGAUGACUACCUGCUAGCUGCUGUCAUUAGGAACUUGAAGAUUGUUCAAGACAGGUCUCAGGUUAUAGUUAUGGAUGCUAAUGGUAGUCGUUCCAAGGGCAUUGCAAGGUCACUCCGGAAACUUGGAAUAAAGAGGCCAUAUUUGGUCCAAGGUGGCUUUCAGUCUUGGGUGAAAGAGGGCCUCCGCAUCAAGGAGUUGAAACCUGAGACUGCAUUGACAAUCCUCAAUGAGGAAGCUGAGGCAAUUUUUGAGGAAAUCAGCCCGACACCGUUACAACUUGUUGGAUACGGAGUGGGUUUGGUAGCAGCAGCAUAUGCAUUGGGUGAGUGGGAGAAGACACUACAAUACAUUGGAGUUUUUGGCCUAUGUCAGACUUUAUACCGUCGAGUUUCUUCUUACGAGGAUUCAGAGGAUUUUAAACAGGAUAUGAGGCAACUUUUGGUCCCCGUUAGGCUAGGAGAACAGGCAAUGACAUGGGCAGUUGGUAAGUUGGAAACAAACCGUAGUCGUAAUGGCCUACCAACUUCACCUUCUUCAACUGAUGUCCAGAGCAGGGUGUUGCAAGCUGCUGCAAAGCAUGAAUCUCAACCAGAAAAUGAAGAGCUUCAAGAUCCGUCCCCUGAAACUGUGUCUUCCGUCAGUGAAAACGUUGAUCUUUCUGAAGCAUAGAAUAUUAAGUAGUUUUCAGCUAACUUUGAAUAGUUCAAUCGAAUGAUAUUGCAUGUUGCUGGAAUCCGUUCUGUAGAUUCAGUCAAAACACUGAUAUAUCAACCAAAUAAACCGCACCUCAAUUUUGUAUAGUCAAGACCCUGAAAUUCUUUUUUUCUUUAGUGAAUAUGUAAUGAUGUGCUGAUUAACAGGAAUGUUCCUAUAAGGAACUCUGUAUACCAGUCCCUUAUAGAGCCUAAAACAAUUUAAGUGGGGAUGAGCCUUUAAAAA